AUGGCAUCCCUGCAAGGGGCAGAGAGAUCCUUCCGCUCAGAGGAAUCAUUUAAGGACUUGACGGCUACACCCGAUGUGGAUCCUUCUGGUGGCAGCUCUCAUGGAAAUGAAGGGGCCUCCCUUGCCCCAUCAGGUGCUUAUGACUCUCAUGUCUUGGUGGAGCAUCAGCAAGGCAGUCUCACCAUGUUUGUUUCACACCAGUGGCUGGGACAUCAACAUCCAGAUGUUGCUGGGGAGCAGAUGGAUGUGCUGCGCAGUUCCUUGGAGAAUCUGAUCCAGACUGUGACCAUGGAAGAGACUGUGCUCAUGCAAUUCACCGGAGUUCGCUCGAAAUUCCCAAAGCCAGCCGAUCUGAAGAAGGCGUUUAUUUGGAUGGACUGGUUUUCAAUUCUGCAAGUUGUGGCUGCGCAUGAUGAGGCUGCAAAGUUGCAGGCUGCCCGCGAUGCUGAGCUUGUUAUACGAUCUAUCCCUCUCUUUGUUGCAGCUUCGGAUGUGUUCCUGGCUCUUGUGCCGGCCAUGAAUGCAGCUGCCGACCCAACAGCGAAACAAUUGGCGCACGAUCAUGGAGCUGGAUACAACAGAGUGGCGCAGGAACGACGCGACGCUGCCGUGUGGGUCUCUACAGCUGCGCAGCGACAAAGCAUGGUGACACGCUCUUGGCUCGAACUGUGGUGCCACUUGCUCUCCACUCAGUCUGAGUUCCCAAUCACGGUGGCCUACGGUUCAAAGCAUUUGCAGUUUGCUAUGCCCAUGCAGUGGGUGAACAACUUUGUGCAUGAAGGUACUUUCACCGUGGGGGCAGACAGACACGAGUGCUGCCAGGUGGUUCGAAAAGCGUUGGACGACAAGCUCGACAGGCUCCUGUUGGAGAAGAAGAAGGAACAGUAUCGUUUUUGUCUCGCCAAAUGCCAGCAGAUUGCUGGGCUUCCCAUUCUAUCCAGAUCGCUCAACUGCUUCAUGACAGACUUCCACUUCGAGUCAAAGAAAUCACUUCAGCAACAAAAAGGUAUUGGGCCGAUGGCCUGUGCUGCAUUAUCAGGUGAUGCCCAGUUAUUGGUCCAAUUGCUGGAACAGAAGGCCAUCCUGGAGACAUCUUCUUUGCUAAUCUCAGAGAUCGACAUGUGGCCAGGCCAAACCCCCGUGCACUUUGCCGCCUCUGCCGGUGAGGCGGCGGGAGGCGUGUUGGCAGAACUGCUGCGGCUGCGGGCCGAUGCCAAUGGCACGCGCUUCGGCGCCAGGAGCUGCCUGGCGCUGUGCCGGUCGCCUUUGGCGGUGGAGCUGCUGGUGCAGUACUGGGGCGAUGUGAACCGAACAUCCGCGUUGGUGGGAGCCGCUCCAUUGUGCGAGCUGGUCUGCAGGGCAGCCAAUGUGGCAACGGUGGCAAAACUCAUAGAGCACAAAGCUGAUGUGAACCAGUUGGGAUCUGGAGCUGGGAUGCCACCUUUGAGUUGGCUGGCUGUGAAUUUGAGCAAUCCUUACUGCACAGAAGUGGCUCAGCUCCUCCUUCAAUCGCGAGCCGACAUCAACUGUCGGGUUCAAAUGGGUGGCAUCUUUCGAUUCCUGGAGGAUUUCGAAGCUAUCUGCGCCUCAGAUCUUGCAGCAGCAAGUCGCAGUGGAAGGUGCUUGGUCUUUGGUUCAGUGAGGGAGGGGCGAGUCCACUGGCGCCAGCUUUUCCAGCAACGAGUCUUUCAUCGAAUUUCUGAUUUUCUGCCCGUGCCCAAAUUGACGCUCAUUGUGCCAUGGACUUGGCAAGACAUGCGAGCACUCGCAGAUGGAAACUCAGGUGGAUGUGCCUGAGGAAGAGAUGAUUUCAGUGCAUUUCUGAGAAGUGAAGGUGCUGCAAGCAUUCUUAUGUUGAGGGCCCCUCAUUGUGGAUUACAAUUACAAGAAAUAUGACUGAACUAUCAUCUAUGCAACGUGGUGCCAACAUGUACCUGUGACGUAUUCAGGACCUGGACAUGGUGGAACAUUGGCUAGGCAUUUCUGAGGUGUUUGUGCAGAUCACCAAAAGAUCAGGAAAGAUCAGCGAUCCCUGAGACCCUCUAUCACUUUAACUAAGUUGACCAGAGCCUUGUGCAUGCAAUUUAGGUUUCACGUUAGCGGACAGCUGAGCUUCAUAAAGUGUUUUUAUUUUGUUUUCAAGCCAAAAA
Cladocopium goreaui is the source of this 2150-nucleotide messenger RNA. Lineage: Eukaryota; Dinophyceae; Suessiales; Symbiodiniaceae. The record is from the annotation of a GenBank genome assembly.